AUGCCACGAAGAAAAGCUGCAGACCGUACGGGUCCGGUGAAGACCCGGUCUCGCGAGGGCUGCAAAGAAUGCCGCGCGAGCCGUGUCCGAUGUGACACCAAAAAGCCUCUCUGCACACGUUGCUCGGAGAGAGGAUUGCCGUGCACGAAAGAUCUGACCCUGAAAUGGGAAUCGGAAUUUGUCAGUCGUGGAAAGGCCUUUGGACGUGCGGGUGUAUGGAGCAAAGCUGGGCCUGAUGCAACUCAAUCUACACCCGGCUCACUUUCUUCAGAAACGAAUGAGUGGUGCCCCGUACCAAAUGUCAGCUCUUGGGGUUUCAUAAACAGCAGUUCUUCAACGUUUGAACACCCAGAUGAAGUGAACGUGGACUUCGACGAGCUAAAUGCGUUAGCUCAUGUUGCUCAAGGCUCAAACCCAUCAUCUCCUGGAAAUGAUCCACUAUGGUCCUGGUUGCAGCGUUUCCCACAACUCCAUGGUGUGGCAACGAACUUCAACCAAAGUCUACCCCCUUCUCUUGCACUUUUCCCAGAGCUAUCCAAGUCCGGCCAUGGAGAGCUAUUUGAUUACUAUCUCCAUCAAGUGUGUCCUCGCACGGCAGCUAGCUCCACAUUAUCAUCGCCAUUCGCCUCCGUGAUCUUGCCCUUCUGCCUCUCGGCCUCUCCCACACUCUUUAAAGCGAUCCAAGCAUUGGGGGCAUGUCACUGGUCAAGACUUAAUCCAAGUUACAGUGCUAUCGGUCUGCGUUACAAAUCAGCGGCGUUGAGGGACCUUCGUCAUCGGCUUGCGUCGGAAGGAACUCUGACAUGUUCCAUGGAUCCUGAAGUUCUGGUGAUUAUGAUCAUGUUAUGUUUGUACGAGAUAGUGGACAAGUGUGAUCAACAAUGGACAAUCCAUCUCAAAGGCGCCAAUGACUUGAUUCGCCUGAGGCGAAAACAGCAAAUGACCUUGGCGCAAUCGACAGCAGCCUCAUCGGAUCCGGUGACAAGGUUUGGGGAACAAUUCUUCGCCUUCCAAGAUGUCAUGGGUCGAACCGCCUGUGCCAAAGAGGUCUUGUUUGGUACCGACUAUUGGAGACCGGAUGAGCGCAACAUCGAUCUCUGGAUGGGAUGCAGCCCCGAGUUGGUUUCAGUCUUGGCCAAGAUCACAGAUAUGAGUCGAACGAGGAGGCAGAAUACGUCUGAAGAGGACAAAUCAUCAUUUUCCAUGCGUGCAGCCGCCCUUGAACGUCAGCUAGAGCACUUGGUCCAGGAAGUGGGAGAAGGCAACGACGAGGACCUCGCAUUGGUUGCAGAUUCCAAGCGUCUGGCUGCUGUACUUUACCUACAUUGUGCGUUGUAUGGGGCGAGCCCUACUACACCUCUGGUGAAAGGCUAUGUGCGCCAGAUCCUGCGACUCAUAUCCGACCUUCUUGGGCGUGGACAACUGGUCAACGUUACAUGGCCGGUGUUUGUGGCAGCCGUGGAGCUUGAUCCUUCUGAUGACGAGAUUUUUUCAGAGUCUGGGACCGAGUCAGGAUCCGGUCGAGCAAUCGUGCUACGCUCUUUGGCCACAAUGGCCGAUUCAACAAUCUCGAACAUUGCCCGAACACGGGCCGUGAUCACCAGGUUAUGGCAAACACGAGAUUCAGACCUACUCAAGGGAUCCACCAUACAGAAGCAUUGUAAUGAUUGGGAAUGGUAUGUGGUUCCAAUCAGCAAUGCCAUGAGUCUGGCGUGA
This is a messenger RNA of Penicillium bovifimosum, 1716 nucleotides long. RefSeq names its product Zn(II)2Cys6 transcription factor. NCBI's taxonomy places the organism in Eukaryota, Fungi, Ascomycota, Eurotiomycetes, Eurotiales, Aspergillaceae. Gene Ontology annotation, molecular function: transcription cis-regulatory region binding; DNA-binding transcription factor activity, RNA polymerase II-specific; zinc ion binding. The coding region runs from base 1 to 1716 and encodes 571 amino acids. Gene Ontology annotation, biological process: positive regulation of transcription by RNA polymerase II. The record is from RefSeq and is a predicted model, not a curated record. Gene Ontology annotation, cellular component: nucleus. The transcript has a single exon.